CCCCCGCCCCCGUGGGGGAGGCGGAGGGCGUGACGACGGCCCUCCCCAGCCCGCGGCCCGCCCCGGUGAAUGAAAUCUUGCCGGCCCCGGGUCACUCAGUUCCCGAUUCUGUCCGGGACAACAGCAGCUCGGGCUCGGCCGGCUGCGAAGGAUGGGGGAGCCGAGAGGAUGCGCUGGGAGGCAGGCCCGAGGCCUCGGGCUGCAGCUGCAGCUGCAGCUGCAGCUGCUCCUGUCGCUGCUGCUCCUGCAGCCGUCGCCGGGCUGGGCCUCCGGGGCUGCCCGGCCUCCCCACGUGGUCUUCGUGCUGGCAGACGACCUGGGCUGGAACGACGUGGGCUUCCACGGCUCGGCCAUCCGCACGCCGCACCUGGAUGCGCUGGCGGCCGGCGGGGUGGUCCUGGACAACUACUACGUGCAGCCAUUGUGCACACCCUCGCGGAGCCAGCUGCUCACCGGGCGCUAUCAGAUCCAUAUGGGCUUACAGCAUUACCUCAUCAAGACCUGUCAGCCCAGCUGUGUUCCCCUGGAUGAAAAACUCCUGCCCCAGCUCCUGAAGGAAGCAGGCUAUGCUACGCAUAUGGUCGGAAAAUGGCACCUGGGAAUGCGCCAGAAAGAGUGUCUGCCAACACGCCGAGGAUUCGAUACCUACUUCGGCUAUCUCCUCGGCAGUGAAAACUAUUACACCCACGAGGUCUGCGCACUAAUUGAGCCUUUGAAUGUUACGCGGUGUGCUCUUGAUUUCCGAGACGGUGAAGAGCCCGCGAAAGAGUAUACAAAUAUUUAUUCAACAAACAUAUUUAGCAAAAGGGCUACAUCCCUCAUAGCUAACCACCCACCAGAGAAGCCGCUGUUCCUCUACCUUGCUCUCCAGUCUGUCCACGAUCCCCUUCAGGUCCCUGAGGAAUACAUGAAGCCGUAUGACUUUAUCCAAGAUAAACACAGACGUAUUUAUGCAGGGAUGGUGUCCCUCAUGGACGAAGCAGUGGGGAAUGUCACCGCAGCCUUGAGAAACCAUGGGCUCUGGAACAACACGGUGUUCAUCUUCUCCACAGACAAUGGUGGGCAGACUCUGUCCGGGGGCAACAACUGGCCACUCCGUGGAAGGAAAUGGACCCUGUGGGAAGGAGGCAUCCGUGGAGUGAGCUUUGUGGCAAGCCCCUUGCUGAAACAGAAAGGCGUGAAGAGCCGGGAACUCAUUCACAUCUCAGACUGGCUUCCAACACUGGUGAAUCUGGCUGGGGGAAGCACCAACGGUACCAAGCCUCUGGAUGGAUACGACGUGUGGAGAACCAUCAGUGAAGGAAUCCCAUCCCCCAGAGUGGAGCUGCUGCAUAACAUUGACCGGGACUUCUUUGACAGCUCACCGUGUCCUGGCAAGAGCAUGGCUGCAGAAAAGAACGAUUCUUUUCCACUAGAAUAUUCUCCCUUUAACACAUCGAUCCAUGCUGGGAUUAGAUACAAAAACUGGAAACUCCUCACAGGCUACCCAGGCUGUGGUCACUGGAUCCCGCCUCCAUCUCAAUCCAGCGUUUCUGAGAUACGUUCACUGGACUCAUCAACCAAGACUGUCUGGCUGUUUGAUAUCGAUCAGGACCCCGAAGAAAAACAUGAUCUGUCCCAGGAGCACCCCCAUAUCGUCCUGAAGCUCCUUUCCCGCCUGCAGUACUACCACGAGCACUCUGUGCCUUCCUUCUUCCCACCCAUGGACCCCCGCUGUGAUCCCAAGGAUACUGGUGUGUGGAGCCCCUGGAUGUAGGGCUGCAAGGGGGAGGGGGGCUGGAGCGCAUUUGUGUGCAGGCUAGACCUCAGAUCCCCACUCUACUGGCUUCUCUAAAUGUCAUCCAGCCCCUCACCUGGCCCUCAGGCUACACAAUCCACCGGAGGAGUUCAGUUUCAACCCACAGUACAUUUCAAAAGCCAGUAAAAAUCUGGACGGAUCCUGCUGUUGGCUGGAGUUAGUGUCUGGAGGCCAGGGUGGCUGGGUUCAUCCUGCUUCCUAAACUCCAGUCGCUGGGAACUUGACAUAGGAAGCUAUCCCUGAGUCCCUGAGGCCAGAGCAGCUGGCUCUUUUUGCUUCACAAGUCGGUCAUUAGAAUUCCCUCUGCUAAUAGCCAGUUUUAUUGGAAAGACACAUGCCUUGUAACAAAGGCGGGGAGCAGAUGAUUGCUAGUGAUUCUGUUGGCCGAGAGGGCUCCGUGCCUGUGAGAUCUCAUUCAGCUUUCCACAUCCAUGAUCCACGGGCCACUGCUCACCUACUCACCUCACUGCGGAGCAUAAAGCCCAUUGUAAUAAGCCAGCACGGAGGAUGCCCGUUCCUUGGCUUAGGUUUCCACCGUCACUAAAUACAUUUUUCUCUUACUUCCCCCACCCGCUGUUGCUCAUUCUGUCUAGACUUCUGCCACCCCAGCUUGUGUGGCUCUGUUUCUGUUAUGCCUUUGGACUUCACUGUCCUUUGCCUGAGGACACUUUCCCCUCCACUGAGUAUCCUGAGCUCUGGGACAGUCCCAAGCCCUGCCCAGAGGAGGUGGACUGGUCAUUCCAUGACCAUGCUCGUGGGAGUUGUGGGUCCGUGGCAUCUGCUAAGCAGGUCUAUUCCAGCUUCAUGGAAUCCAGCAAGAAUGUGGCUGUAUCUCCCACUACACGAUGAUCUGUGCUGUUUUCUCAAGCAGUGGGAAGAAGAGUCAGGAAAGCACUUUCAUUCUGAGGUGAUGGAAGGGGCAGUUUGAGAAAGGGACUGACCAAUGUCUGGUAUGCUGGGGUUCUGGGGUUGAAGAAUGAUUUGACCUUCAACCUUUUCUCAGACCUUCUUAGAUCCUACCAAUGUGACUCCAUCCAGAUUAGCCUCAGAGAGUGUCAAACCCAGAUAGAUACAAAACUGCUUCUCAUCAGCACUGUUGCCUUGUUCAAAGCUUAUCACCAAUGCCCACAGCAGGGCCAGGGAUAUAAUAGGCACUCAGUAUAUUUUUUUUUAAAUAAAUUAAUGAACCGAAUAAAUGGGAAAGACUUACCAUGAAUGAUCCUAGUCGAGUGAGCUGACUCUAAGGGCAGUGUAAAUACCCUCCAGUCCUUGCUAGUCUGUCUUAAGCUGUCUCUUCUGCCCUGGUGGGUGCAUGAGCUGCAUAUCUGGACAGUCUCUGGCCCUGCAUGGCAGGGCUGUGAUGUCCUGUCCAGGGAGACACAAGAGAAUUCUUUUUCCUAGUUAUUUUCUGUUGCCAACAAUCUCUAUUUCCAUUCUACGUUGAACACAAGGAAUUAAAACCACCAAUAAUAUGAUAAAGGUUCUCGUGUACAGCCACCUUCAGUUCGUAGCAGUAUUUCCUGGUCAUUAAUAAUCUGAAUUGUUGAAGGAGCUGUAGGCCUGCUUUUCGUCCUGCCCAGCUCCCGCACGGCUAGCUUGACACCCGAAAUAACAACACACAAACUGUAUUCAUUUAAACACUGCCUGGCCCAUUAUAUCUAUCCUCUUCUUGGCUAACUCUCAUAUCUUGCUUAACCCAUUUCUAGUAAUCUAUGUAGCACCAUGAAGUGGUAGCUUACCGGGAAAGAUUCAGCAUGUCUGACCUGCAUCCAUCUUGGGCCAGAGCUUCAUGGCAUCUGGCCUCACUUCCCUUCUUCCCAGCAUUCUGUUCUGUCUACUCCACCCACCUAAGGGCUGGCCUAUCAAAUGGGCCAAGGCAGUUUCCAUAUAAACCAAUGAAAUCAACACAAAAAGAAGACCCUCCCACAUCACUGAAUUUUACUGUGAUAAAACUAUUGCAAGAAAGUGGUGCUAAGGCUAAUGACAUCUUUUACCAACCUUUACUCAGCUGGGCUGGCUAAUAGCUGACCACCAGGCCACCUCUUGUUCCAGAGCAAUGACAGAGGUGACUCUGGAUGCUCCUUUUGUCCCACAGCUGUUGGUGGCUGUUAGUCUUCUGAGUCCGAAGGGUUCUACUUCACAACACCUAUUUGAAUUUUCCUUAUUAUUCUCUGAGCAGCUACCCUCAGUUCUAGCUCUUGGGCUAUCAUCUUGGGAAUGUUAGCAUAUGAAUGGGUUAAAGAAGACUUUCGGACAGUCAUGUUAAAAAAUGGCUGGAGAGGGCUGGAGAGGUGGCUCAGAGGUUAAGAGCACUGACUGCUCUUCCAGAGGUCCUGAGUUCAAUUCCCAGCAACCACAUGGUGGCCCACAGCCAUCUGUAAUGAGAUCUGGUGCCCUCUUCUGGCCUGCAAGCAUACAUGGAAGGAAUGUUGUAUACAUAAUAAAUAAAUAAAUAUAAAAAAUGGCUGGAGAUUCUGUUUAAUCAAACAAAUAGAAUGGUAUGGGUCUGAGGAUCUAUCUCCUUAGAUUUUCAUGUUUUAUACAAAAAGAAAAGAUUUAUAACUAUCUUUAGGAAUAUUAAUGUUAGUUCUUUCUAAUGUGUUUGCCUUUAAAGAAGGUUUUGUUUAUUAAUGUGCAAACUCAUCCCUUUGUUACCACAUGACUGUUUCAGAUUUGAGCGACAAAAUAAAGUUGAUCUUUCUAAAACUGUGUGAGCAUGGGGCCUCAGCUUGCAAUGGUUGAAAGUUCAGGAACUCAGCAGCAGUGGUAGGUGAAUGGGUCAUGAUGGACCCAGUGGGAUACACUG
Chionomys nivalis (European snow vole) is the source of this 4604-nucleotide messenger RNA. It is a transcript of the gene Arsb, whose product is annotated as arylsulfatase B. The transcript is spliced from 8 exons. NCBI's taxonomy places the organism in Eukaryota, Metazoa, Chordata, Mammalia, Rodentia, Cricetidae. Bases 152 to 1756 code for a protein of 534 amino acids. The record is from RefSeq and is a predicted model, not a curated record.